Molecule: messenger RNA, 1787 nt
Organism: Tarenaya hassleriana
Lineage: Eukaryota; Viridiplantae; Streptophyta; Magnoliopsida; Brassicales; Cleomaceae
Product: mitogen-activated protein kinase 7
Exons: 4
Coding region: 395-1501 (368 amino acids)
Biological process (GO): intracellular signal transduction; protein phosphorylation
Cellular component (GO): nucleus; cytoplasm
Molecular function (GO): MAP kinase activity; ATP binding
Source: RefSeq, a predicted model, not a curated record
UGCUUCGACUACGUAUUGCUCGUCUUCCUCCCAAAAUACCUUCCCGUAUGGGCCUCACGUCCUAACUCUCUCUCUCUCUCUGAUAAAAUCUUUGCCAUAUCUGAUCUGUAAUCUGGAUAAACACGAAGAACCCAUGUGAAAUCAGAUCAAGUCAUGCCCAUCUCGUCUCUUUCUCAUCCGAUUAAUUCCGCUUCUCUGUUGCUGUAGAAGAUUGAUGGCUAAGUAAAGGGGAAAAAGCGGAGAUUUCUGGUUGGAUUUUUUGCUUUUUUGGAGAAAAGAGGAAUAACGUAAGCGGGAAAAAGUUCCAUCGGAGAGAAAAAGCUCGAAGCUGCGGCGUUUUGCCGGCAAGCAAGUAUCGAUUCGGGGAAGACGAAGAAGAAGAAGAAGAACUGCCAUGGCGAUGCUUGUGGAGCCUCCAAAUGGAGUUAGACAACAAGGAAAGCAUUAUUACACGAUGUGGCAAACGUUGUUCGAGAUCGACACCAAGUAUGUGCCGAUUAAGCCAAUCGGGAGAGGAGCUUAUGGCGUAGUGUGUUCGUCUGUGAACCGGGAGACUAAUGAGAGAGUCGCCAUUAAGAAGAUCCAUAAUGUGUUUGAGAACAGGAUCGAUGCCUUGAGAACGUUGAGGGAGCUGAAGCUUCUCAGACAUGUGAGGCAUGACAACGUGAUUUCUCUCAAGGAUGUUAUGUUGCCUCCUCUUAGGACAAGCUUUAAAGAUGUCUACUUGGUCUAUGAACUUAUGGAUACCGAUCUUCAUCAGAUCGUCAAAUCAUCCCAGCCACUCUCUGAUGAUCACUGCAAGUACUUCAUCUUUCAGUUGCUAAGAGGACUGAAGUAUCUCCACUCGGCAAAUGUCCUUCACCGGGACUUGAAGCCAGGCAACCUCCUUGUCAAUGCCAAUUGCGACCUGAAGAUAUGCGAUUUUGGGCUUGCCAGAACAAGCCGAGGCAAUGAACAGUUCAUGACGGAGUACGUGGUCACACGCUGGUACCGAGCCCCUGAACUUCUUCUCUGCUGUGAUAAUUACGGAACCUCCAUCGAUGUCUGGUCAGUUGGCUGCAUAUUUGCUGAGAUUCUUGGCAGAAAACCGAUUUUCCCUGGAACCGAAUGCCUUAACCAGCUUAAGCUAAUCAUCAAUGUGCUUGGUAGCCAGCAAGAAUCUGAUCUCCAGUUUAUAGACAACCCGAAAGCCAGGAGAUUUAUCAAGUCUCUCCCUUUCUCAAGGGGUGCCCACCUGUCCCACAUGUACCCACAUGCCAAUCCUCUGGCUAUAGACUUGUUACAGAGGAUGCUCGUGUUUGACCCAACCAAAAGAAUCACUGUCACAGAAGCACUGUUGCACCCUUACAUGGCAGGGCUGUUCGACCCGGGAGUCAAUCCACCUGCCCAGUUCCCAAUCAAUCUGGACAUAGAUGAGAACAUGGAAGAGCAUACAAUCCGGGAGAUGAUGUGGAACGAGAUGCUCUAUUACCACCCGGAGGCUGCGUCCCCAAACACUUAGGUAACAAUGUACUAUCAAACGGUAUUUCUAGUUUUCGUAUGCUUCUUGAUCUCAGGCAUCGUUAUAGAAGCUUUAUCAUAUUAUUGUAUGGAGAAAAAACUCGGCUAGUGUUUCGUCUCACCCGUUUUAUUAGGGCAGUGAGUGAGUAAGCAAGUGCUGGAGAGCUAAGUUCAUGAUCUCCCCUUUGUAAAACACACACCACUAGACUGUAUGUGCCUUUGUGUACUGAUCAUUCUGAAGGGAAAUGAAGGAGAGAAACUCAAGAGUCUGACACAGAGUCCAUUCA